Molecule: messenger RNA, 4161 nt
Organism: Rubroshorea leprosula
Lineage: Eukaryota; Viridiplantae; Streptophyta; Magnoliopsida; Malvales; Dipterocarpaceae
Source: the annotation of a GenBank genome assembly
AAAAUCUGAAGAUAAAAUUGUAAAAUUUGCUCUAAUAUCAUAAAAUCUCCAAAUAGAGUCUAGCUUACAAGAUCAUGAUUUAUAUCUAAAAUCUAUGCUCAAUUUACAAGAUGGCUAGCCUUCUAACUCGUCACUCCCCUCGUUUUUCCCCGUCCUUGACUUCGCUUCCUAAAAUAGUGGACAAGGAAAAACUAUGAGAUAACUCAGUAAGUAAAUAUGGAUAGCCCUUAAUUAAACUUAUAGCAUGCCAACCAGUAUAAUCACGAAAAACAGGCAGUUAUAUGCUUACGGUUGAAGCAUUGACUUGGUGGGAGAGUUACUUGAAGCUACACCAAGGAGAGCCUGCAUUGAGCACCUGAGAUGAUUUUAAAAAGGUGUUUAUGCGAGAGUACAUACUCAAUAGCAAAAGGCGUGAGCUGUAAAGGGAAUUUGCAAAUCUUAAACAAGGGUCACGUACUGUUGAGCAGUACAAGAAGGAGUUUGACCAUUAUCUGCCUUUUGUGGGUAGUCAAAUCGAGGAUAAGCAAGCCAAAACUGAUAGAUUUUUAUGGGGCUUGAAUCCUGACGUUUAUCUGGCGGUGAAUCAAUUCAAACUCGCCACUUAUAGAGAGGUGGCAGAUAGAGCCAUAGAUUAGGAGAAGGCUAUGGCUAGAGUCAAGACACUAGAUCCGCCAAAAGUUGGGUCGUCCCUUGGGAAGAGAAAAUUUGAUGGGAGUCGUAGACCCUUUAUCCCUACACCGCCUAAGUCUGAUACUGGCAAGGGUUUUAAAGGGCUAAGGGUUGCCAAGACUGGUGCACAGAAACAAAAUACCUGGGUUAGGAUAAGAGCCCAGCAGGCCAGAGUGCACGUGAUGACUCACAAGGAAGCUAUGGCUACCGACGUAAUCAUGGCCUUAUCUAUUGAUACCUCUGAUUUUGAACUGUGUGUGAACACCCCUUUAGGAGGGGUGAUGACUACUGGAGAUCUGUCAAAAUAUUUUGCCUCUAUAGACUACAACCGUAAAUGGGUAAUUUUUAAUAUUCUUGGGGAACCAGAAUUUAGUUUCCAAGGCAGUGGUUCCUUUGCUCCACCCAUGCUGAUAUCGGCCUUGCAGGCUCAAAAAUAUCUCAUAAAUGGUUGCCAAGGUUUCUUAGUUUUUGUCAUUGAUGCCAGUAGUGUGACAUUGAGACUAAAAGACAUCCCUGUGGUGUGUGAGUUUCCGGAUGUAUCUCCAGAGGAUCUCCCAGGUUUACCCCCAGAUAAGAAGAUUGAAUUUGCUAUUGAUCUUGUUCCUGGCACCAGACCUAUUUCCAAAGCCCCAUACCGUAUGGCUCCUACAGAAUUGAAGGAGUUAAAGGAUGGGAGCAUGAGACUGUGCAUAGAUUAUCGAGAACUGAAUAAGGUGGCUAUGAAGAAUCGAUAUCCCCUUCCUAGAAUUGAUGACUUGUUUGAUCAGCUUAAGGGUGCCCAAGUGUUUUCUAAGAUUGAUCUCCGAUCUGGCUACCAUCAGUUGAAGAUUAAACCUGAUGAUGUGCCAAAAACUGCCUUCCGUACCUGCUAUGGUCACUAUGAAUUCCUAGUUAUGCCUUUUGGCUUAACAAAUCCCCCUGCAAGAUUCAUGGAUUUGAUGAAUCAGGUAUUUAGCAAGUACCUAGAUAAGUUUGUGGUUAUCUUUAUUGACGACAUUUUGAUUUACUUUUCUAGCCAUGCUUUUCAUGAAAAGCACUUAAGGGUAGUUCUCGAGACAUUGAGAAGUGAGAGGCUGUUUGCUAAAUUUAAGAAGUGUGAAUUUUGGCUAGAUAAUGUUGCAUUCUUAGGUCGUGUUGUGACUAAGGAUGGAAUCUCCAUUGACCCCCAGAAGAUUGAGGCCGUGGUGGAUUGGAAAAGGUCGAAUAGUGUUGCGGAAGUCCGUAGUUUUCUGGGAUUGGCUAGUUAUUACCGCCGAUUUGUUAGGAAUUUCUCUAGAAUUGCUCUGCCAAUGACCCAUCUGAUCAGGAAGGACAAAAAAUUUGAGUGGACUCUAGAGCGUGAGAAGAGUUUUUUGACCCUUAAAGAGAAACUGGUCACUGCUCCUGUACUCGCACUUCCCAACAAUGGGAAAGGAUUCACUAUAUAUAGUGACGCCUCUAAAAAGGGUUUGGGAUGUGUCUUGAUGCAGAAAGAUAAGGUUAUUGCAUAUGCUUCAUGCUACCAUCCAGGCAAAGCCAACAAAGUAGCAGAUGCGUUGAGUAGGAAGUCCUUUGGCAUUGCCUCUAGCAUCCUUGCCACCCAGAAGGAGUUACUUGAGGAUCUUGUGAAACUGGAUGUGGAGUUGAGAGUGGACAGUACUAUAGCUUAUCUAGCUGCUCUCAAGGCACAACCGGCAUUAAUUGAUAGAAUUAAAGUUGCCCAACAAAAAGAUCCUUUCUUGCAAAGGAUGAAGGAAAAACUGUGUGUACCAAGAGAUCAUGCUUUAAGGCAUGAGAUUAUGGGAGAUGCCCAUAAUACUAGUUACACAGUUCACCCAGGUAGCACCAAAAUGUAUCGUGACUUGCGUAAUACAUUUUGGUGGCGAAAUAUGAAGAGGGAGAUAGAUAAAUUUGUCUCACAAUGCCUGACUUGCCAGAAAGUCAAGGUUGAACACCAAAGACUUCUUUGGAAGUUGCAACCAUUACCUAUUCCCCAAUGGAAGUGGAAGAAUAUCACCAUGGACUUUGUGAUGGGUUUAUUGCGAACCUUAAAGGGCAAUGAUUCCAUUUGGGUCAUCGUUGAUCGAAUGACCAAGUCAGCACAUUUCUUACCUUACCAGACUAGCACAUCCAUUGAGAAGCUUGCCAAUAUGUACAUGAGUGAGAUAGUCAGGCUGCAUGGAGCACUUGGUACUCAAUUAAAUUUCAGCACGGCCUUCCAUCCUCAAACUGAUGGGCAAUCUGAGAGAACUAUUCAGAUACAUGAGGACAUGUUGAGGGCUUGCGUUCUAGAUUGGAAGGGUUCAUGGGAUCAGCACUUAUCCGUGGCUAAAUUUGCAUAUAAUAAUAGUUACCAGUCCAGCAUCUGCAUGGCACCAUUUGAGGCUUUGUAUGGUCGAAGGUGUAGAUCACUUGUUUGCUGGGAAGAGGUGUCACCCACUCGAGGUGUCCUCAGGUUUGGCAUCCGGGGAAAAUUGAGUCCGAGGUAUAUUGGACCAUAUCCUAUCCUAAAAAGGGUUGGCGAGGUAGCUUACCAAUUGGAGUUGCCUGGAAAUUUAGCGAGUGUUCACGAUGUGUUCCAUGUGUCUUUACUUCGGAAAUAUAUUCCCGACCCAAUCCACAUCAUUGAUCCUGAACCCAUUCAGCUUCGAGAAGAUCUCACUUAUGAUGAGCACCCAAUCCGUAUUUUAGAUUUCAAGGAGAAGGCAAUGCGGAGAAAGACCAUUCAUUUUAUUAAGGUCCUCUGGGAUAAUCAUUCGGUUGAAGAAGCUACUUGGGAGUUGGAAUCCAAGAUGAGGCAGGAACAUCCGCACCUCUUCCAAGAUUGAGCCGCCCCGAUUCUGCUCUUCUUCUUCUCCCCUACACCGAACAAGGAAGCUUAGCCACCGACAGCACCUCUACUUGAAAAAAAAAAAACUGGCAAGAGAGCUUGGUUUUUGCCUUUCUUUUCUUGUUCAAGAACAAGAUUUAGUCUUGGAAAUCUUUCCCCUUUGUAGAAUUUCCAUAUCUGAUCUGCUCUACUCUGUUCCUCACCGUCCGCUGUUCUUGCCAGUGUUUGGGUGUGAAUUCUUCAAAAUUUUGAUCCCUUGAAAUUCUCCUUCAUUCCCGCCGGCCUCCCCCAAUCUAUAGCUCCGAUUUUGCUUGCUAAAUUCUGGAAGUGAAACUCGAGGCACGGUUAACCAAGGGGAGUGACGAGUUAGAUGGCUAGUCAGUAUUUUGGACUUAGAUCCUUUUUGGACUUAGGUCGUUUGCCACACAUGUUUGACAUAGAUGUGAAUUGAGAAAUCAUUUUUUUGUAUAUUGAUUUUCCUUGGUUAUAGCCAUGACUGUUUUAUAAACUUUGUACAUCUAGACUAGCAAAUUUUUGGUAACUAAAAGCUAGUUAUUAACCGAGUUUUCUGAUUUAAGUUAUGUAAAUUGGUAAUUAUGAACACUGUAGGUUUCGAGCCUUGUGCAUUUGUGGGACCCAUUCACAAAUGCACAGCAUCUGUUUCGCUCCUGGUUUUGGGGCAC